Molecule: messenger RNA, 270 nt
Organism: Kwoniella botswanensis
Lineage: Eukaryota; Fungi; Basidiomycota; Tremellomycetes; Tremellales; Cryptococcaceae
Exons: 3
Coding region: 1-270 (89 amino acids)
Source: RefSeq, a predicted model, not a curated record
AUGACCCUCCUCUCUACCAUCCUCGGAUUCAGCGCAUUCGGUUUCGGAGCCAGAUGUUUCCAGCUGGGAUUACAAAAGAGGCCUAUCUUCGAUGCCCCAUCAGGUCACUUGAUAUCAACAGCCGCAUUCGGUGUAUUAGGUUACGGAGCCUUCUACGCAGAUAAGAAACAAACUGCCCUCUUAGCUGAGAAGAAGAAGAUCUUAUUAGAAAGGAGAGAAAAGGAAAAUCUCGAAUGGCAAGCUACCAAAGGUCAAGGUCAUGCUGUGUAG